AUGGGAAAGGUCCACGGUUCUCUCGCCCGUGCGGGUAAAGUCAAGUCUCAGACUCCGAAGGUCGAGAAGCAAGAAAAGAAGAAGUCUCCAAAGGGACGUGCAAAGAAGAGAAUACUAUACACCAGACGUUUCGUUAACGUCACCCUCACUGGAGGAAAGAGAAAGAUGAACCCCAACCCUGGAUCGUAA
Orbilia oligospora ATCC 24927 is the source of this 189-nucleotide messenger RNA. RefSeq lists its product as uncharacterized. The coding region runs from base 1 to 189 and encodes 62 amino acids. Lineage: Eukaryota; Fungi; Ascomycota; Orbiliomycetes; Orbiliales; Orbiliaceae. Gene Ontology annotation, molecular function: structural constituent of ribosome. Gene Ontology annotation, biological process: translation. The transcript has 3 exons. The record is from RefSeq and is a predicted model, not a curated record. Gene Ontology annotation, cellular component: ribosome; cytosolic small ribosomal subunit.